AGAUGUUGAAGCUCUAUUGCUGGGGAUAUUUUAAGUUUAAUUUUUUCCAUUGAAUAACUAAAUAAUACUAUUGUGCCAUUAAAGUAGCUCCUAAUAGACGCGGACGUGGCAUAUCACGCGGACUAGAACUCCAAAGACUUGUUGAAAACAAAGGGAAACUACUUGUUCCCAUCCCACCAGAGUAUCGUGCUCCGGUGGGGACUUACACUUCUAAAUUGGCCUCUAAGAUUGGUGUUGAGGUUCGUGCACAAGUAGAAGACCUAAGUGUUAAAAGUUGGAAGGAUGUGGAUGAGGGUAUUAAGGCACCGUUGCUUCAAUCCCUUACGGAUCAGUUUGACUUUGAAGGAGAUCCAAUUGAUGUCAACAAGGCAAUAACAUCAAGGUGUGGGUGGAGAUUGAGUGAUUACACCCACAGGUUGUAUGAGAAAUUCAAAAAGCUUAAAGCAACCAAGGGGGAAGCGUAUGCAAGAAGUCAACCACCUCCUCAAAUUGCCAUGGAGCAGUGGACUCGUUUGAUUGAAAAGAAGCAGACAAACAAAGAUUGGCUGGAGGAAAUGGUUCGAGUAGAUGCUGCACUUAAUCAGGAAGGUGCUGCCCCAUUAACAGGGGAGCAAAUGUCCGUCACGGUGCUAAAGAAUAGACCAGGUUAUGUGAAAGGACUUGGCUUGAGGCCUUCGUCAUCUAUUAGGACCACAUCUGAAUCUGCCCUGAAAGCACUUGGCUUGAGGCCUUCAUCCUCUGCCACGACCCCUGAAUACGUGUCAGGCCUCGAGAUGAAAAUAGAGGCACAAAAUGAGACCAUCGAGAAGCUUUUGGAGGCAACUAGGCAGCAGCAGAAGAUAAAUGCUAGCAUGAUGGAGUUUCUCAUUGAAAAAGGGUACACUGGACAUGUUGGGAAUGCUGAAACAUCAUCUAAUGAUUGACUGCGUGUAAGAUCGAUGUUCUUUUUGGAGUUUGUGGCUGUGGGAGAUGGAAUUCAAAGAAGGAUAUAUUGCAAAAGUUGGCCCCGAGGUGGUGUAGUAUUUUGGAAAGAUCCAUCAUGCUUUUUGAAAAUCCUAGAGCAUAAGUAGUGGUAAACUUGAUAUUUUGUUUCCUGGGGCUAAACUUUGUUUUGAUGGUUUGAAGAAUGAUGUUUCCUAGGGCUAAACUUGAUAUUUUGUUUCUUGAUAGUAGUGGUAAACUUGAUAUUUUGUUUCCUGGGGCUAAACUUUGUAGUUGAAAUGAUUUGGCUAAUGAUACACAGUAAUGACAAUUUGUUUACUUGAAA
Molecule: messenger RNA, 1267 nt
Organism: Rhododendron vialii
Lineage: Eukaryota; Viridiplantae; Streptophyta; Magnoliopsida; Ericales; Ericaceae
Exons: 4
Coding region: 495-923 (142 amino acids)
Source: RefSeq, a predicted model, not a curated record